UAACUUUUCGUAUUAAAAAAAAUAUUAUGAAGUUAUAAGAAACUUGCCGCAGAUUCUCGUCGAAAGGUUAGUUCAAUGACAAAUAUGGCGACCUCCAGUGAUUUGACUAUCACGUGCGAUGAGUUUCUCUUGUUUCAGGAAUCCCUCAAGAAGCUGCGUCUUAUUGAUGACAGGAUUAUCCAUGCUUUAAAUACUACAGUGCCUACAAUUACAUUUGAAAAAGAUACUAAUGCAACAAAUCAGUGUAAAGUAUUAUAUGAAAAUUUAAUACAAGCUCAUGAUGACAGGAAAUCUUCCAUUCACAACUGCAUCAAGGUGAUCUCGGAUAAUGUGAAUAUUUUAAAGGACCAGCGUUCAAAUAAUCCAGAUAAUUUAAAUAUAUUAAAAGAACUUAGAAGAGUACAAACAAAUCUUCGUCUGUUGCAAAGUGAAUUGACUGUUGAAGAAGUAGUAAGAGACAGAAGUUUAAAGGUUUUUUAUGAAAGAUGUCGAAUUGCUUACAAACCACCAAAGCAUCUCACAUGAUAGUUCCUGUUGUUCUUUAUAUUAUACUUAGAAUUAGAUUCUGUGUAUGAUUACAUUGGUGUGCAUUUUGAGAACUUUUUUUCAUGGAAGUGUAUCCACCUAGUAAAAUUCAAUAUGCUUUCUUUCAAUUUUUUUAUUUUUGGAUUUUGUUCUUAUCGUUAUUAGAUUUUUUAAAAAUAAAAGUAGUUAUAAAAAUAUUUUUUCAACAGAAAGGAAAAACAAUAAAAAUUUAAUUUUUUUACAGACAUAUCUUUGAUUUUCAUACAUAUUCUUCAUGUGGGUCAUCUUGAUUCAAACAUUAUACAAGUAUAAUUUACCAUCAUACUAAUGUUACACUGGCUUUAAUAUUGUUCUUCUGUUAACAUAAUGUCUUUGUUGAAAAUGUUUACCUUGUUCUUCACUAUGUAUAUUUGAAACCGUUUUCUGGGAAAAAACCCAAGAGAAUGUGAAAGGUGAUAUUUUAUUCUUAUUUUACAUCUGAGCUACUAAAAGGUGUUUAUCCUA
Octopus sinensis (East Asian common octopus) is the source of this 1029-nucleotide messenger RNA. Its product is annotated as coiled-coil domain-containing protein 58. The transcript is spliced from 5 exons. Bases 76 to 525 code for a protein of 149 amino acids. Gene Ontology annotation, cellular component: mitochondrion; mitochondrial intermembrane space. The record is from RefSeq and is a predicted model, not a curated record. Lineage: Eukaryota; Metazoa; Mollusca; Cephalopoda; Octopoda; Octopodidae.